Molecule: messenger RNA, 465 nt
Organism: Lactuca saligna
Lineage: Eukaryota; Viridiplantae; Streptophyta; Magnoliopsida; Asterales; Asteraceae
Source: the annotation of a GenBank genome assembly
AUGCCUAUAAAAGGGAAGAAGAGGUUUUCUCUAAAGACAGUUGAUCAGAUCCCACUUCUUUUAGUGGAAAUGGGAACGAAAGGGGAUACGUCUUCGAUGCCAACCCAUUUAAUCUCUCUUGCGGUGGUUAUUGUUUCUUUAAGCUUUACUCCAUCCACUGACGCCACCUAUCCUUACUCAUCUCUACCACCUCCACCUAAGAGAUCCUCAGCGUCAUUAACUAAGCAUCAUUAUGUUUACAAGUCACCACGUCAUCCUGGGUUUCAGAAGUCUUCUCCACCACCACCACCACCUCAUAAACAACAUCAAAACAUUAUCUCACCGGAUCCACCACAUAUAAAACCGCAUCCGCCUACAUCAAAGCCACCUUCAUCACCAAAUACACCCGUGCACAACCCUUCACCACCACCACCACCCGUUCACAAGUCCCUGCGACCUCCUCCACCUAAAAAACCUUACGUGUAA